AUGUUCAUGUAUUCCUACACCCACCUAGCUACCUUGCAAGUGAUUUACAACCAGAAGGGCUACCCGAAGCUGGCGCUGGACGGGUACUACUACAGGCCGCACAACGCGUACCGGAACCAGCCUAAGGUGCUGUGGUACUGCGCGGCGCGGAACAAGUUCCAGUGCACUGCGACGCUGAGGACCCUCCAUCGGGAGGUCGUGGCGGUGACAGGGGCGCACAACCACGCGCGC
Messenger RNA from Iphiclides podalirius (scarce swallowtail), 231 nucleotides. The record is from the annotation of a GenBank genome assembly. Lineage: Eukaryota; Metazoa; Arthropoda; Insecta; Lepidoptera; Papilionidae.